AUGGCUGUUUGUAGGUUCGUUGAAAGAGUUGCUGCCGAGUUUGACGAUCGCGGUGAAGAAUUCGAUCCCACGGUAUCACAAUCUGUGGAAGAAGGUCUUUUGCGAAAAGAAGAAUUUUUGUCAGCAGUUUUUUGUUGUGCAAUGGAAUUGGCGCUUUUCGUUCAGGGCAGUGAGCGAGUGUUCCCAUGGUGUUUAGAGGUUGAACAGUUUCAUGGUCUCUGUAUAGAUGUUUGUGGUCUACCGGCGCUUAGCUUCCAGAAAAUCAUCGAAGUAAUUGUGAGGAACGAACCUCGUCUCACUAGAGAUAUGGUUCGCCACCUGAACAAGGUGGAAGAACGAGUUUUAGAAGAACUGGCUUGGUCACGCGAUAGCCCUCUUUGGACAUUGUUAAACAGAAAACCAGAUAGUGUUCCAAGUUGUGAUGAGGCAUGGGGUAAUGCAAAAAAUAUCUCCUCCAUUAAUUCGCCAUCGAAGAGAAUACGCUUUGAUGUGGAACGCAGUAGUUUUUCCCAGACUCAACUACCUCCUUGUAAUGCUCAGAAGUCUUUUUUCAGUAAAGUCUAUUACCUUGCUUCUAUACGUCUUUCGGAUAUCUGUGAAAGAAUUCGGAUAGAUGACCGUGGUAAACGAAUGAUGUGGACAGUUCUGGAACACAUAUUAAAGCAGGAAUGGUUACUGUUCAUGGAUCGUCAUCUGGAUCAAAAUUUGCUGUGCAUAGUGUAA
Molecule: messenger RNA, 723 nt
Organism: Angiostrongylus costaricensis
Lineage: Eukaryota; Metazoa; Nematoda; Chromadorea; Rhabditida; Metastrongylidae
Source: the annotation of a GenBank genome assembly